Acanthoscelides obtectus is the source of this 1262-nucleotide messenger RNA. The record is from the annotation of a GenBank genome assembly. NCBI's taxonomy places the organism in Eukaryota, Metazoa, Arthropoda, Insecta, Coleoptera, Chrysomelidae.
GUUGGUAAUACCAUAAGCACUAUGUUAUUAGGCACGGAAUGAUAAGACUCGUCAAUAAUGUCAUUUUGACGUGAUUUUGACCGAAGUCAUAACCCUACUUUCACUUGCUUUUACUUAUAGGCCGAAGCGAUAGGUUCAAUCUGGAAUCAUUUUUUGGCGAUUUUUGAAGUUAGCUUGUUAUUCUCGACUAUAAAUAUAUCGCAACAUCCGCAGGAGAGCGGUAGUGGAUUUAUUUGAAAAAUGAGUGCACCUAAGAGAACAAGUAACUUUAGCAGGGAAGAAGAAUCCCUUUUAAUUAGUCUGGUGAAUAAAUAUAAAGAUGUUAUUGAAUGUCGUAAAACGGAUGCAGUAACAAACUCUUCAAAAGCAAAGACAUGGAAUAUGAUUGCAAAAGAGUUUAACAGUGGAGCGGUGACCUACAGGGAUAGUAAAACAUUGAAGAAUAAAUACGACAAUAUCAAAAAAAGGUCAAAGAAGAAGUUCUCACAGGAGAAGUGUUCCCUGUUUGCUACAGGAGGAGGUGCCUCAAAAACAGUUCAUUUCACCGAUAUUGAUGAACAAGUCAAAGACAUUUUAGGUGUCCGAAUAGAAGGACACCCUUCAGCGUAUGAUGAUGACAUGAUUGUCAGUGACAUACCUGAGAAUGCUACAUGCAGGGACUUAAUUAUUGAGGAAUAUAAGUUUCGAAUGUAUGUUAAAUAAUGUACUUUUAUUAAUUUAAGGUGUUUCAGAUGAAAUCACUUCAGAGGAGACACAGGAAGUUCAAAACAGUGGUACUAAUAAAAUAAAUAGUUUUGAUGUUAUCAUUUAUUUAUGAUUUUCCAGAUAAAGAAAAUCAAGAAGUGUCUCAUUUAGAAGGUCCAGAGGCCAGUAGUCAUCAGGCGGAGGAGGGGAGCAAGUUAAAUACAUCCCCUUUGUGCACACUAAAAUCAAGUGCUCUGAGAACUCCAGAAGAUAAAGAAAAUCAAAUAGCGCAUCGUUUAGAAGGUCCAGAAUCCAGUAGACAUCAAACGAGGGACUGGAGCAAAUUAAGUACAUCCCUUUUGCGCACACCAAAAUCAAGUGCUCUGAGAACUGCAGAAGGUAAUCUACAUUAUAAUCUCCAGAAAUAUUUCAUAUUCAUUACGAAUUUCAAAAAGGAAUUGUUACUUCUAGUACUAAAAUCGAAAGUUUUUGCAUGUUGUGCUGUAAAUUUUUUUGUUCUUGUUGAUGAAAUUAGUAAUAAAAUACUAUAUGUUGCUAGUAAAUGUGGAUCACAAUAA